Pichia membranifaciens NRRL Y-2026 is the source of this 1680-nucleotide messenger RNA. RefSeq lists its product as hypothetical. Gene Ontology annotation, molecular function: asparagine-tRNA ligase activity; ATP binding; nucleic acid binding. NCBI's taxonomy places the organism in Eukaryota, Fungi, Ascomycota, Pichiomycetes, Pichiales, Pichiaceae. Gene Ontology annotation, cellular component: mitochondrion. The record is from RefSeq and is a predicted model, not a curated record. The transcript has a single exon. The coding region runs from base 62 to 1564 and encodes 500 amino acids. Gene Ontology annotation, biological process: asparaginyl-tRNA aminoacylation.
AGCAACUGAGACCGUGUGAUCAUAUCAUACCUUUCUUUUCUAAAAUUCGUUGUCAAGCAGCAUGCUGAGUCACAGACUGGCAAGAAUAUCUACGAGACCAACUAAAAAUCUCGUUAACCGGGUACGUCGUCUUGCAACGAAGCCCGAUGCUGCAAAGUUGGAUCUCUCACCAUGUGUGAAAGGUAUCCUAGCGGAUGUGCAAAACCCUGAUACACCAAUAGAAAUCAAUGGAUGGGUUUCAUCAUCCCGCAUAUCGAAGAAUGUUGCAUUUUUGGAUGUUAAUGAUGGUACUACUUAUGAAGGGAUUCAAUGUGUGAUACGGCCUCCUUCUCUUUUACCUUCUGGCAUCAAAAACGGAACAGGAAUCCAAGUCAAAGGUAUAUGGUCUGAAGGUAAAGGAAAACAAAAAUACGAGGUUCAUGUCAAUGAUACUAGCCAAGGAAAAGUUAAUGUUUUGGGCCCAGUAGAUGAGCUAUUCCCAAUGAUCAAAUCAAACCAUUCGGCACAAUAUCUCAGGACAAUUCCUGAGUAUAGAUGGAGAGAUCAAAGCUUAGCAGCGAUCCUAAGGUUCCGGUCACAAGUGGAAACGACAUUGGUAAAUUUUUUUGAUUCUCAAAUGUUCAUAAAGACACAUCCACCACUUGUUACAGCUUCAGAUUGCGAAGGUGCUGGUGAGCUCUUCAAGAUUGAAUCAAGUUCCAAGCUGAAGAACGACGAGCAAUUUUUCGGAAAAGACGCAUACUUAACAGUUUCGACCCAAUUACAUCUAGAGGUUCUUUGUGCUGCGUUAAGUCGUGUUUGGACACUAACUCCUUGUUUUAGAGCAGAAGAAAGCGAUACUAAUAGACAUUUGAGUGAAUUUUGGAUGCUUGAAGCAGAAAUUGCAUUUGUUGACAAUGUCUCCCAGUUAACAAAGUUCUCCGAAAAGAUGAUCAAGUCUGUUGUGACAAAUUUAGUUGCUGAUUAUAAUGGGAUGGGCUCAAACCUUAUUAAUACUGUAGAUAAAUCGACAACUCAAAUCAUGACAGACCGAUGGGAAAUGUUAUUGUCUAAAGAUUGGGAUUCAAUAACUUACACUGAGGCAAUUAAAAUCAUACAAAACGCAGUUGACUCAAAGUCGGUAAAAUUUGAAACUAGACCAAUUUGGGGUGAUUCUUUGAAAUCUGAGCACGAAAAGUGGUUAGCAGGAGAAUAUUUUAAGAACCCUGUUUUUGUCACCGAUUAUCCUCUUGAGGAAAAAGCGUUUUACAUGAAAAUAAACGAUAGAACUACCGAGGAAGCUGGAACUACCGUGGCUUGUUUUGAUUUACUUGUUCCUGAUAUUGGGGAGUUGAUUGGGGGUUCGAUGAGAGAACACGACUUGCAAACGCUUAAAACUGAAAUUGAAAGAAGAGGAAUGGAUACCACGCCAUUGGAUUGGUACUUGAAGCUUAGAGAGAAUGGAUCUGUUCCCCAUGGAGGUUUUGGGAUGGGGUUUGAAAGAUUACUGCAGUAUCUGAGUUGCACAGAGAACAUUAGAGAUGUCAUUCCAUUCCCGAGAAGUGCAAGCACCUGUUUGUGCUGAUUGGAACAUUAUAAUACAUGUAAAUAACCGUUUGUAAAUAUGAAAUGCUUUGAAAAUUUAUCAAAACUCUAAUUUUUUUAUAUAGAAAAGAAAUUUGUUAAUAGACCUGAAUGUCU